AUGUCGUGGUUCUUGUGGCUCGGUUCCGCUCCGUCCCUGCUCCUCGUGGGUCUCGUGGGCAGAGACCUGGGUCUCGGGGUUGGAUCACAGGUGGUUCAGGCAGUGACUUGUUCCCGCUGGGAAACGUCUGGUGUCACGGGUCUGUUCCAGGACGGUGAUGUAGUCAUUGGUGGUCUCUUCAGUCUUUUUUACAAACCUCCAGCUAUGGAUCAUGACUUCACUCAGCUGCCACCCUACAAACCUUGCACCAGACUGCAGGGUCUUCCUUUACAGUACAUAUAUGCCAUGGUGUUUGCACUGGAAGAAAUCAAUGAAAGUGUGACGCUGCUGCCAGGAGUGAAGCUGGGUUAUCACAUUCACGACAGCUGUGGUCUUUCCUUCUGGGCUUUACAAGCUGCCCUGUCACUGGUCGGAGGAAACGGCAGCAGCUGUAGUCUUUCGGCUGCCAUGACCAACUAUUCUGCAGCCUAUGGAGAGGAAAGGGGAGAAAGGACAGGUGAUCAGUCUGUUCCUUUGAUCAUCGGUGGUGACUCAUCAAAUACAGCUCAGAUUCUCUCCAGACUCCUGGGGCCGCUCUCUAUAAGCUACACGGCCAGCUGCCCAUGUUUAAGUGACAGGAGCCAAUUUCCCAACUUCUUCAGGACCAUGCCCAGUGAUAUUUACCAAGCGCGAGCCUUGGCCCAGCUUGCUAUCCGCUUAAACUGGACAUGGAUUGGAGCUGUAGUGGCAAAGAAUAGUUAUGGCCUAAUGGCAAUAAAGAUUUUUCAGGAGGAGACUCGAGGAGCAGGAGUGUGUUUGGCAUUUGUGGAAACUCUCCGUCGAGAGAAUAUUGUGAGUGACGCCACACGUGCAGCACUUGCCAUUCAAGCCUCGACUGCAAAGGUGAUUCUGAUCUUCACCUGGUACACAGAUGUGAGGGAAUUGUUCGAGCAGCUGGACGCCAGAAAUGUGACUAACCGACAGUUUCUGGCCAGUGAGGCUUGGAGCACCAGUGGGGAUCUUCUCCAAAAUCCUUCCUCUUCUAAAGUGGCAAGUGGUGUCCUGGGAGUGGCCAUUAGGAGUUCAACUAUACCUGGAUUUGAAAAGUAUCUCAGAAAUCUAAGCCCAUCUCAUCGUCCAAAUGAUAGGUUCUUAAGAGAAUUUUGGGAGAAUGUGUUUCUCUGUCAUCUUGGAGACACGGCUCCUGCUAACAGGCUGCUUCAGAAAGAUCCCCUGCCUCCGUGCAGUGGCACAGAGUCUCUGCAGACGGUGCAGAAUCUUUUUACUGACACAUCUCAGGUUGGAGUGACACAUAACGUCUACCUGGCUGUUUAUGCUGUAGCCCACGCUCUUCACAGGCUUCUAUUGUGUCCCGACAUUAAAAGUCUUCCUAGAAACAGCAGCUCCACCUGCUCCAUUCCAAAACACAUCAAACCUAUGGAGGUUCUACAGCACUUGAUGAAGGUGAACUUCACUACACCACAGGGUGAAAUGUUUUAUUUUGAUGGAGCUGAUGUUCCAGCAAAGUACGACCUCGUGAACUGGCAGAAAACUCUCGGAGGGAAACUCAAACUUGUUCUGAUAGGUCGUGUAGAUGGAUACGACCUCCAAAUGAACGAGUCUGCAAUUCAAUGGAGCACAGGGUCUAAUCAGGUGCCUGUCUCAGUUUGCAGUGAGAGCUGUCGUCCAGGAACCAGAGUGGCCACCAGGAAAGGAGAACCACUCUGUUGCUUUGACUGUCUCCCAUGUACUGAAGGAGAAAUAAGUAACAUAACUGGUUCUCCUCACUGUGAACCUUGUCCACCUGAGUUCUGGUCAAAUUCUGACCGAACUGCAUGUGUCCCUCGCCAGCUGGACUUCCUGUCCUUUAAUGAAACCUUGGGUAUAACUCUAACUACAGUUGCUGUAUUUGGUGUCACGGUGACAACAACUGUGUUUGUGGUUUUUCUUUACUAUCGUCAAACACCGAUGGUUCGAGCCAACAACUCUGAGCUGAGCUUCCUGCUUCUUCUGUCUCUGAAACUCUGCUUCCUCUGCUCUCUGGUCUUCAUCGGUCGUCCGUCAGUCUGGUCUUGCCGUUUCCAGCAAGCAGCUUUUGGCAUCAGCUUUGUUCUUUGUGUUUCCUGCCUACAAGUCAAAACAAUGGUGGUUCUGGCAGCAUUUCGCUCGGCUCGUCCUGGAGCUGAAGCCUUGAUGAAGUGGUUUGGUCCAGGUCAGCAGAGAGGAAGUGUCUGUUUCUUCACCAGUAUACAGGUCAGUGUUCUCAUCUGUGUCAUUUGGCUCUCACUCAGUCCACCGGUUCCUCAGCCUGACCUUGAUGUGCCUGGUUUAAGGGUGACGCUGCAAUGUGCUAUGGCCUCAGUGGUGGGCUUCUCUCUGGUUCUGGGCUACAUCGGCCUCCUCGCCUGCACCUCCCUACUCUUGGCUUUUCUUGCUCGGAAACUCCCCGACAACUUCAACGAGGCCAAACUCAUCACCUUCAGCAUGUUGAUCUUCUGUGCAGUCUGGGCGGCAUUUGUUCCUGCCUAUGUCAGCUCUCCUGGAAAAUAUGCAGUGGCUGUUGAGAUUUUUGCAAUUAUUGCCUCUAGCUAUGGUUUGCUUUUCUGCAUCUUUGCUCCAAAGUGUUUUAUCAUUCUUUUAAGGCCAGAGAAAAACACUAAGAAAUACCUGAUGGCGAGGUAG
Solea solea (common sole) is the source of this 2661-nucleotide messenger RNA. RefSeq names its product extracellular calcium-sensing receptor-like. Lineage: Eukaryota; Metazoa; Chordata; Actinopteri; Pleuronectiformes; Soleidae. Gene Ontology annotation, biological process: G protein-coupled receptor signaling pathway. Gene Ontology annotation, molecular function: G protein-coupled receptor activity. The record is from RefSeq and is a predicted model, not a curated record. The transcript is spliced from 11 exons. Bases 1 to 2661 code for a protein of 886 amino acids. Gene Ontology annotation, cellular component: membrane.